Anisakis simplex (herring worm) is the source of this 234-nucleotide messenger RNA. Lineage: Eukaryota; Metazoa; Nematoda; Chromadorea; Rhabditida; Anisakidae. The record is from the annotation of a GenBank genome assembly.
AUGCACACAAGCAGUAUACCCGAGUUGCCAUUACCACGAAACGGUCUGUUCCGUGUGUCCACUGACAACGAGCUCGAGACAACGCCAGUGGAUGGCGCUGAAGCAGAUCGUGUUCUGGAGGCGAUACAAAAGAGUGGAAUGCAACCGUUAAUGUACUAUUUCCCGGCCGGACGUUCAGCCAUCUAUCGAUCGUUGAACUCUGCACCGCUCAGCAAAUAUUUCAACGAGGAGUAG